Messenger RNA from Alosa sapidissima (American shad), 1702 nucleotides. RefSeq names its product SH3 and cysteine-rich domain-containing protein 3. Gene Ontology annotation, molecular function: protein binding. Bases 179 to 1183 code for a protein of 334 amino acids. The transcript is spliced from 13 exons. Lineage: Eukaryota; Metazoa; Chordata; Actinopteri; Clupeiformes; Clupeidae. The record is from RefSeq and is a predicted model, not a curated record. Gene Ontology annotation, biological process: skeletal muscle contraction; positive regulation of protein localization to plasma membrane; positive regulation of voltage-gated calcium channel activity. Gene Ontology annotation, cellular component: extrinsic component of cytoplasmic side of plasma membrane.
UUGAUGACAGCCGCCACCCCCCUCUUCUCUAGUCAACCCUUAAGCAGAAGGGACAAUGUGAAGAAACUUAUUUCAGAAAUAUAUGAGCAGAUAUAGGUUUAUUUUGGCAUAUUUCAAUCCUGGACUGUAAGGGUGAAGUAACAGUUGACCUCGAGCAAAGACACUGACCAGAACAGUCAUGGCACAGUAUGACCAGUUAGAGGAUAAGGAUUCUUUGGACUUUCAUGAUAACCCACCUGCACCUGAUAAUGUGGUGAAAGAAGAUGAUAACACGGUUUAUUUUCUAUAUGAUGAAGAGGUGGAGGAAGAGGAACCUCCUCCACCCCCUCCCCCAGAACCUGUUGUUAAGGUUAAUGAUCACCCACACAAAUUUAAAGACCACUACUGCAAGAAGCCCAAGUUCUGUGAUGUUUGUGCCCGAAUGAUUGUUUUGAACAACAAGUUUUGCAUUCGGUGCAAAAACUGCAAGACCAGUAUUCAUCAUCAAUGUCAGUCCUACGUGGAGUUCCAAAGAUGCUUUGGAAAAAUUCCUCCUGGAUUUAGAAGAGCUUACAGCUCACCACUAUAUGACCAGGAGAUAAAUAACCCAGGCCAGUCACACCGUUCUGAUCCUGUGUUUGACACCUUGCGUGUGGGCGUUAUUAUGGCCAACAAAGAGCGCAAAAAGAAUUCCGAGGACAAAAAAAAUAUGAUGAUGAUAAUGGAAGAGGAAGAUGCACAACAACCAAAGGAAGAGGAGGAGGGUGAGGAAACAAAGCAAGAUGGAGACAAGAAAGGAGACAAGACAGCAGCAGAUGACAAGAAUAAGAAGAACCUUGGCACCUUCUCUCAAUCGCAUUACUACAUGGCCCUGUAUCGCUUCAAAGCCAUUGAAAAAGAUGACCUGGACUUCCAUCCCGGGGAUCGAAUAACAGUCUUAGAUGAUUCAAAUGAAGAAUGGUGGAGGGGAAAGAUUGGGGAGAAGACUGGCUAUCUGCCAAUGACAUAUAUCAUAAGAGUCCGUGCAGGAGAAAGAGUAUACAGAGUGACACGCUCAUUUGUAGGGAACAGAGAAAUGGGCCAGAUCACACUAAAAAAGGACCAGAUUGUCGUAAAAAAAGGAGAAGAAGUUAAUGGCUAUUUGAAAGUCAGCACUGGACGAAAACUAGGCUUUUUUCCAGCAAACCUGCUCCUGGAGUUAUGAAUUAUGGAAACAUGACAAAAAAGUAUCCCUAUGCAUGUUAUUGAUUUAAUGAUUUAAUCUUGAGGAAUAGAGUAAUUAUGUUCUGCUGUACACUCAAGUAGGAUAUGUGUUUCCUAGACAAAUAGUGUGUGUUCAUAGAUGUUUUGUUUUUAAAUAUUUCAAUAAUAGAAGAGUAUUAAUGGCAUUCUUUCACAUUAGGAGUAAAUUGACAUUGGGUAAUGUUAUGGUGGUAUUUGCACUUUUCCUUUCACGGCAAGCAUUGUCAUGAAACAAGAGAUUACAACACUGUUGGCAAUUUCUAUUUUUUUGGAUUGCUGUAAGUAAAGUUAUUUUGGAGUUGGGGAUAUGUAAGUCAGUGUUAAGUAAACACUUGUCAGUUUUGUGGUAUAUAAUGGAGGGAAUGAACAUCAUGAUGUACAAGAUCAAAAAUGAUUUUUAAUGAUUGAACUCUACAAAUUCUAUUGCUAUAAAUGUAAUUUCUAUUUGAAAUAAACUAUGUUUUAAAUGCAUGACAAUAAA